Messenger RNA from Cornus florida, 647 nucleotides. RefSeq lists its product as uncharacterized. The coding region runs from base 73 to 423 and encodes 116 amino acids. The transcript has 2 exons. The record is from RefSeq and is a predicted model, not a curated record. NCBI's taxonomy places the organism in Eukaryota, Viridiplantae, Streptophyta, Magnoliopsida, Cornales, Cornaceae.
CAAUGCCAAUGAAAUACCACCCACAUACAGUGCCCCCUCUUAUCUAUCAACAAAGGCUAUCCCUACAGGAAGAUGAAAAUGAAGGUUCUUGCAUGGCUUCUCAUCAUCUUGUGUGCUCAAGUCCUAUCAAGCUUGGCUCAUGAAAAUUCUUUUACUUCAACAGUUAACAAAGAACUUGACAACUCAACACGCCUAACGCGAGAACAGGACAUUUAUGCUGCGAAUGGAGAAAAUGAGUUGGAGCAUGGAAUGGGCAAUUCAAGCAAGGUACAGGGAGGGAAGGGAUCUUAUGGUGGUGCAAAUAUUGUUCGCCGCCCACAACCAUCUAAAUCAAGUGCAGUGCCUUUGUUAAAGAGGCCUUCUUUCGUCAUCUCAACCUUGAUUUCAUGCAUCAGCUUCGGUUCACUCCUUGCUCUCUUCUGAUCUCUGCUGCUGGUUUAAGAUUAAUUGCCCGUGACGGUACUGAAUAAUGCUAGAAUGGUUUCUUUUUCCCUGCAAAUUUGCCAAUCUGUUCCCUUGUGCUCUAAUAGGAGUUAGAUAAAUUAAGUUGCAUUUCACUGGGAUUAUAUUUGUUGAACCAUUCAUGUAAUUUUAGUGUGUGGAAUUAAUGUAGAAGUUUUUGCUUUAAAGGCUGAGGAAGUCAAUAA